UGCCGUAAAGCGUCUCGGCCGGGCGCGCUAGCGGCUGGCGCCCUUGAAAGGGAACGGCCAUGAGCGGGAAUGGCGGCAACAGGGCCCUGGAGCUGCUGCGCUCGCUGCCCAGGGUCAGCUUGGCCAACCUGAGGCCCAACCCCGGCUCCAGAAAGCGGGAAAGAAGACGUGGCCGUGGAAGAUACGGAGGUAGGAAGUGUGGCCGAGGUCACAAAGGAGAAAGACAAAGAGGAAAUCGCCCCCGAUUAGGCUUUGAGGGUGGUCAAACUCCAUUUUACUUGGUCAUACCAAAAUAUGGAUUUAAUGAGGGACAUAGCCUCAGACGUCAGUAUCAACCACUCAGUCUUCAGAGGCUGCAGUACCUGAUCGAUUUGGGUAGAGUUGACCCCACACAACCAAUUGACUUAACACAGCUCGUCAAUGCUAGAGGUGUAACAGUGCAACCUCUCAAGAGGGAUUACGGUGUCCAGCUGGUGGAGGAGGGUGCUGAUAUUUUUUCAGCAAAAGUAAAUAUUGAAGUGCAGAGGGCAUCUGAGUUAGCAAUUGCAGCCAUAGAAAAAAAUGGAGGUGUUGUGACAACAUCAUUCUAUGACCCAAGGAGUUUGGGAAUUUUGUGUAAGCCAGUACUGUUUUUUCUGCGUGGCCAGCCUAUUCCGAAGCGAAUGCUUCCACCUGAAGACCUAGUACGUUACUACACAGAUGCCAGGAACCGGGGUUACCUGGCAGAUCCAUCUAAGGUUGCGGAAGCCAGGCUUGAGCUUGCCAAGAAAUACGGCUACAUCUUACCAGACAUAACCAAGGAUGAACUAUUUAAGAUGUUAAGCGCACGCAAGGAUCCUAGACAGAUAUUUUUUGGUCUUGCUCCAGGAUGGAUUGUAAACCUGACAGACAAGAAAAUUCUAAAACCGACUGAUGAGAGUCUCUUGAAAUACUAUAGCACAUGAAUUCAGGACUGGAGACAGCUGCAGGUGUUCAGGAAACAUCUGGAGAAUAAAAAGAAGUGGAUGAAUUUUUGUUGGUGUUUGUCAACCAGCCCGGAUUUUUCCUUCACUCAGCAACCUGCCUUGUCAGUUAAUAUGAGCAUCUGUAAUCACAAAACAAAAUAAAACAAGUCUUCUAUUCUCAUUCUGAUUAAAUAAUCUGAAAUCAAGAGAUUAAGAAUAGAGAGUGACUAAUUUUUGACAAUUUACUCUUCAAGUUCUAUUGUUAAUUGUUAAUGUGUGUUUGAUGCUGUCAGUAGUGGUUGUUCUCCCGACUUGUGGUUUAAGUGUAGGUGAAACAGAGAAAAACAACAGCCAUAUAAAAUUGGAUUAUGAAUAGCAGGAAUUUGGUUUUAGUGGCAUUAACAUUCGUAUUUUAUAAGGUGCCCAGCAUUUUUUGGCACGUCAAGAAUAAUACUGUGUGCCAAAAAAAGUACAGUUGGUGUUAACUUGAAUGUGAAGUAAAUAACUUUCUCACUUUAGAUGUAUCCUGUCCUGCAUCCUGAUGAUUGUUGGUUUGGAACCUUAGAUGACAAGCAAUACUUUCUUUUUUUUUAACUUUUUUUUAAACUUUUUUGUUAUUACAAUAACUUUACAAUAACAAUAUUACUACUGCCUCCAUUUGGGAAGGACUUGGAGGGGGGGAAGAGUAUUUAUUGCCUUCCCUUAUUUGUGCCAUAAUGUUUCUGUUUUUAUGAAUCAAUUCACAAUUGUAUUUUGUGGAGGUGGUGGUACUCAACAGGAAAGCUACUUAACUGGAAGUGAAGAAGGAAGUUAGUCAUAUUAGUGAAGACCAGAAGACAAAAGUGUUUAUGUAUCAUUGUGUAUUUUGGGGAGGAGAAGACUGGGGAAAGGCAAGUUUGUUUCCAUUCCUGCUCUUUGUAUUAAAAUGAACAAAUUGCUCUCAGCAAUUUUUUUUCUAAGUCAACUUCUUUGAUACACACACGCGUGCACGCGCUGGUUUCUCUGGGUCUCUAAAUGGUUUUCAGGUGAAAGGGUAACUUGGAUAAAAUGAUAACAGUGAAAGAAAGAAUGAAAACAGGAAACAGAUGUCUGGUGACGUUGAGGGAUUGGAUAGCACUUAUUCAGUGAACGAUGUCUUAGUCACAAGGCAGCUGUAUCCUGGCUCUGAUACUAUAACGCUACAAAUACCUUGGAGCCAAAACAGCCACGUUCCACCAAAUCCGGUCAUUCUACUUUAUAAAGGUGAUCUUUUAUCAUCUUAUAAUUGGAGAGGGCAAAAAAGGGCUGCAUGUUCCUUUAUUUAAAAUAUGCAAUGCUUGUCUUUUUUUCUCAUUUCUAUUUACAGUAGCCAGUAUUUUAUAUCAGUUGUUUGGAUUUUUAUUUACUAGUGAAAAAAGUGACAAGGCUAUAGAGGAUUUCCUGUUCUUUUUAUCUCAUCGGGAACACAAGUCUCCUAGCAACCAAAUAUGGAAUUAUCAAAAACACAAGUAAGUUAUUGACAAGGUUUUUAAUAAAUCCAUCAUAAACAGCCUCCCGAUGGACUGUCGUUUAUAUGAGGGUCAGGCCCACUGGUGCAAGACUCUUAAAACAACACUGGCAUCUAAAGCCAUACUCUUUACUUAGGAAUAUGAACCAUGUUUUCAUGUUCAUAAGAUAAAUGAUUGCCUUGGAUAUCCCGUUUUGAUAGGAGUUUUUCUUAUGCAACAGUAUGUUACACAGCAAGAAGCACCCAAUCUGCUGUAGGUGGAAAAGCAUUAUCAGGUAGCUGAGGAAAAGAAACUUAUUUGUGUCACUAAAUGCUAAAAGCCGUGUCAAUUUUUAUCAGCAACAUCAUACUUUGAAAUGGUUCCUUGAUAAAACCAAUUACCUAUGUUCAACUGCAAUCAAAAUAAAGGCCUCUAAACAAGUA
Messenger RNA from Lepidothrix coronata (blue-crowned manakin), 2853 nucleotides. It is a transcript of the gene MRPL15, whose product is annotated as mitochondrial ribosomal protein L15. The transcript is spliced from 6 exons. Gene Ontology annotation, biological process: translation. The record is from RefSeq and is a predicted model, not a curated record. Gene Ontology annotation, molecular function: structural constituent of ribosome. Gene Ontology annotation, cellular component: mitochondrial large ribosomal subunit. Bases 60 to 944 code for a protein of 294 amino acids. NCBI's taxonomy places the organism in Eukaryota, Metazoa, Chordata, Aves, Passeriformes, Pipridae.